Molecule: messenger RNA, 540 nt
Organism: Nematolebias whitei (Rio pearlfish)
Lineage: Eukaryota; Metazoa; Chordata; Actinopteri; Cyprinodontiformes; Rivulidae
Product: lectin
Exons: 4
Coding region: 31-540 (169 amino acids)
Molecular function (GO): signaling receptor activity
Source: RefSeq, a predicted model, not a curated record
GCUGGUUUCAGACAGGGAACAGAACCAAAAAUGGGGAUUCCAGCUGGUUUUAGACAGGGAACAGAGCCAAAAAUGGAAAUCCCUUUAGGCUUCAGGCAGGGAACAGAACCCUCCAUUGCCAGAGUUCAAACGCAGACAGCGACCUGUACGGGCAAGAUCAUCAACAAUAAAUGCUACCAGUUUAACCCACUGCAGUUGGCCUUCAAAGAUGCCCAGGCCUUAUGCAGAAAUCUUGCUCCAAAAGCUGAGCUUGCAUCUGUAACAAACAGUGACCUGCAUUCCAGUCUGGUUUCUCUGGUGACCAACGAUGGCCAGAGUAACCCUGUGUUGACCUGGUUGGGAGCCACAGUUAAGAACCAGCAGGCCUCAUGGGUUGAUGGGUCAGAAUGGAGUUACACCGACUGGAUGCCGGGUCACCCCAACAUUCACACAGAAAAACUGGUCUGUGUUGAGAUGUUCAAGAUAGAUGAGAGAUGGUGGACAGCGGCUGACUGUGAGCUAAAGAGGGCGUCCAUCUGUUCCUAUCCUGUCUCUGCAUGA